Micromonas pusilla CCMP1545 is the source of this 621-nucleotide messenger RNA. RefSeq lists its product as uncharacterized. The coding region runs from base 1 to 621 and encodes 206 amino acids. The transcript has a single exon. NCBI's taxonomy places the organism in Eukaryota, Viridiplantae, Chlorophyta, Mamiellophyceae, Mamiellales, Mamiellaceae. The record is from RefSeq and is a predicted model, not a curated record.
AUGGCGCCGCCCCCCCUCACCGGCCCCGCGGAGGCCGCGGACCUCGCGAAGCGCGACGCCCUCCGCGCCGCGAAAGCGUCCUGGCACGCGAACGAGCGCGCGACGCUCAGCGCGAAGCACUUCGUCGGCGACGGCGACGUCGGCGUUCGAACGACGCUCCGAUCGUCCGAUCUCGCCCCGGGCGCGAACGCGAUACACGUCCGCAACGCGACCGACUGCGAGUACGUCCUGGAGUCGGACGUCCGCGUCGCGAAGGUGUUCGUGGAGGCGUGCGCGCGGUGCGUCGUGACCGUGAGAUGCGCGGUCGUGACGGAGCAUCUCGAGGCGUGGGGAUGCGACGCGCUGACGCUGCGCUGCGAGGCGCCGAUCGCGACGGUGCAGCUGGACGGGAUGAAGGACGCGACCGUAACGUACGCGAAGAGGACGUUUUUCGGCGCGGUCGUCCACGCGACGUGCGACGGGUUCCUGAACCUAUCGCUCGCGCGCGGGGAAGGAGAAGGAGAGGGAGAGGGAGAGGGAGAGGGAGAGCCCCCCGUCGUCGUCGACCUCGUCGCGGCGGAGGUGCGUUCUAUACACUGGUCCCCAUACGACCGCGUUGGCGAGGUGGACGCCGAUCCUUAA